AUGGCCCUGCGUCGAUUCAACGCCGGCGGAAAGAAGCAGAAGGAGCUGACGGAGGAGCAAAAGCAGGAAAUCAAAGAGGCCUUCGACUUGUUCGACACGGAUGGCUCAGGCGAGAUCGACUCCAAGGAGCUGAAGGUGGCCAUGCGCGCCCUGGGCUUCGAGCCCAAGAAGGCUCCGCGGUUCCCAGGGUUCGAGACUUCGAGGGCCGCUGACGCUCCACUUUGA
Molecule: messenger RNA, 225 nt
Organism: Symbiodinium necroappetens
Lineage: Eukaryota; Dinophyceae; Suessiales; Symbiodiniaceae
Source: the annotation of a GenBank genome assembly